This is a messenger RNA of Pyricularia pennisetigena, 1347 nucleotides long. RefSeq lists its product as uncharacterized. The record is from RefSeq and is a predicted model, not a curated record. The transcript has a single exon. Bases 1 to 1347 code for a protein of 448 amino acids. Lineage: Eukaryota; Fungi; Ascomycota; Sordariomycetes; Magnaporthales; Pyriculariaceae.
AUGCUCUCCAUUUCUUUCUUGGCGCUGGCCCUGGGUGUUUUCGCCCAGAAAGUCUUGGGUGGCGUCUCGGUCCGUAAGACGGGCACUGCGCCUACCGGCUGCGAAGUCGACUUUACAUUAGUCAACGAGACAGCGUCGCGUGUCAUCGUUGCCGGCGGCAUCUUUCCCUUUACAGACCAAUGGCACACCGGCUGGCAGUAUUCCGGCGGAUGGAGCCCCAAGGAAUACCAGCGUGGUGACUUUAUCCUACCGCAAACCGCUGGUGGUCUUGGAGGUGCCGACUGGCCAUAUGUCAUGGAGAGCGAUGGCCAAGGCAGCUGGCACCUGACGGUACCGAUGCCGUCUGGGACGUACAAUUACGCAUUCUUGGUCGACUGCGAAGUCCCGGCGAACUGUUCUUUCGCAAGCGGCAAGUGGGUGAUCGACCCCGAGAACCCGCCUUUUGUAAACGUCCCAGGUGACCAGACCGCCUCGUCCUUUCAGGUACCCUUCGAUGCCGAGUUCCAGGGCACCCCGGCUGGUGGUUCGGACCUGGACUUUGACUACGCCCUCCCGCGCGCCGAGGCUAGCGAGCGUGGCACAGUGGCGACGGUCAACUACACGUCCCCGGGCUCCGUCUGGCCCGCGCCCGACGUGCAUGACUGUGCAGUGUACACCCCGCCGGGAUAUGACAGCAAGUCAGACCGUGAAUACCCCCUUGUGUACCUCUCGCACGGCGCCGGCGGCAAUGGCGAUGACUGGCAGAAUCUAGCUCGCAUGGGCAACAUCAUGGACAGCCUGAUCGCCGGGGGUUUCAUUGAGCCCACCGUCGUAGUCACGCCGAGCUUCUACAACAUCGCGCCCGAGUAUAACUUCACGUAUGGCCUGCCCGCGCGAGCGCCCGAGGCCCCCGUGGUGCGUGAGAACUACUUCGCGCACCUCUUCCCCUUCAUCGAGGCCAACUACCGCGUCUCCAAGUCACCCUCGCGCCGCGCCUUUGCGGGCCUUAGCCUCGGCGGCCGCCUCACGUACGAGAUGUACAUCAACGCCACCGACUACUUUGACUACUUUGGCAUCUUCUCGGGCGCGCAGGGCAUGGUGAAUGCGUCGCACCUGGCUCCCCGCGCGGCAGAGUUUAGGCGCAAGGGCGUCUUCAACUCGUACGGCCUCUACGACUUUACCUUUGACAUGGACCGGUCCCUCGAGGUCGCCAUGAACGCGAACCGCAUCCGCUACGUCAGCCGCAUCCAGCCGUGGGGUGGCCACUACUGGCCGACCUGGAUGGACUGCCUGUAUCACUUUGGGCGCCAGGCGCUGUGGAAGCCGUUGCCUUUUGAUGGACGCACCGGGAGGAGUGUAAAGGAUUAG